AUUUUCUCAUUUUGUCUGUUAUAUUUUAAAUUAAUUUCAAUAAUUAUUUUAGUUUAAAUGUGUACUAUAUCUAAAAAUUUAAGUAUUUGAACUUAUAUCGAAAAUUUAUCAAUGUAGUUUCUAAUAAUAAGUUUUUAUCUUUAAUUUUCACUUUUACACCUUUAAUAUUACUAUUUUAAUUUUGUUCUUAUGAAAUUUCUCUUUAAUUUUUUGUUUUUGCUUGAAUUAAACAUCGUAAAAUAUAUCCAAUUCAAUAAUUUGUAUUAAUAAUGUAUUUUUAUGACAAUAUUAUUAUGGAUUUUACAAAUGCCAUUCCAGUCAUUUAACAGAUUCCUUACACAUUAUAAAAUAAUAUCACCCGCUACUAUGUAAUUCUAGAGUAACAUACAAAUUGACACAUUGGCAUGUAAUUUUUAGCUUUUAAAUUUUUUAAAUGUCGGAAACAUCGAAUAAGUAUUCACGCAGCGAUCGGUCCCGAUUUUAUGACGGGUCAGAAAGAACAAGUUACUUUACCCUGGGAUCUAGAAGAAAUUUGAUGAGGGGCUUAUCGCGCUUGAGUACAAAUAGAACUUCUUUAAGUUCUCCAGUUAGUAUUGAAAAUGAGCAGCAAUGCCAAGAUAUCCUUUGCAAACGAGGCUUCUUUAAAAGAAUUUUCUACAAUAAUUUUAACAAUUUAUUCAAUAAAAAUUUAAUGUAUUGCAACAAUAACUGCAAGAAGUAUGGGACAAUAUUGUUGAUUCUAUUUUCAGUAAAUUUGCUCAUACUAAUUAGUGUUUUCUUAAUAAAUGAUCCUGUAACUUGUAAAAAGGAGCUAACUAGUUACCGAGUUGGUAUAGAGCAUUCAAUAAUGAUCGAUUCCGAAGACUGUAACUUAAAUAGGAACGAAAAACUAAUCAACUUUGAUGAAAUUUACGUUUACUACAAACUGUUUAACUACCCUUUCCACUUUUCAAGCGUUUAUAAACUGUUCAGUAAGGUUCAAGUCUCCGGUAAAAUCUCACGUAAUCACAGUGAUUUACAAUACUGUAAUACAUACACCAAGGUUUUGAUAAAUGGGGUUAAUAGAAUACUAAAUCCAUGCGGUUCACACUUGGUUAAUGUGUAUAAUGACCAGUUCAAGUUCUUUUCAGUAAACGAUAAGGAACCUAACAAAGCUGUCAAAGAAAACGAAAUUGAAAUGGAUGAAUCAAGUCAAGCACUAACAAAUAAUCAAGAGUACCAGUUCAUCAAAAACAUCUCAAAGGAAGAUAAAUUAAAUUUCAAUGAUUAUUAUUGGCUGGAUGACACACUGGAGUAUUCAAAUGACUAUAAAGUUGGACUAAAUAAAAAUCAUGAUUUGAUAAAUGGAUGGAACAAGGGAAAUAAGAUAUCUGAACAGCUUAAUACAGAAAAAUCAGGUUCAGGUGUGAGAAACGGUCAUUUUAUACAAUGGCUUACCCCUCCCCCCUUCCCAACCUUUACAAAAUUGUACGGAAUUUUAAAAGGACCUCUGGAACUACCCCUUAAGCUACAGUUUGACAACAACUAUGAUGUUACGCUAUAUGGUGGGAAGAAGUUUAUUAUUUUAAAGGCUUCAAGAUUUAACAUGGGACACCUCAUGACAUUUAGGAUCAUGUUCUCCAUAUUCACAGUUCUAUCCCUCAUUUUUGCACUCACGCUGUUGCUAUAUAAACCCAAAAACAUGUACAAUAUAUUUAAUCUUUUAUAA
Molecule: messenger RNA, 1708 nt
Organism: Theileria parva strain Muguga
Lineage: Eukaryota; Apicomplexa; Aconoidasida; Piroplasmida; Theileriidae
Product: LEM3 (ligand-effect modulator 3) family / CDC50 family protein
Exons: 4
Coding region: 434-1708 (424 amino acids)
Cellular component (GO): Golgi apparatus; endoplasmic reticulum; plasma membrane
Source: RefSeq, a predicted model, not a curated record